This is a messenger RNA of Rubroshorea leprosula, 1263 nucleotides long. Lineage: Eukaryota; Viridiplantae; Streptophyta; Magnoliopsida; Malvales; Dipterocarpaceae. The record is from the annotation of a GenBank genome assembly.
CAGAAAAUAAGAAAUUUACUCUUUUUUUUGUAGGAAAAAAAAAGCUAAGCAAGUAUAGGUUGAUCCAGAUUCAUUUCAUCACCAAACAAUUUCCUGGAAUAUUGUUAAUAAAAACUAUAUUUUUAGAUAAGAGAAUUCUAAAAAUUGCAAUUUUAUUUCUCAUCCAUUUAUUCAGGUAAUAAGGAGGGUUCAUAAACUCUAUUACAUAAGAGUAUGCUUUUCUAGUUAUAAAGCUUUGGACCAUGAAAUUCUACAAUUCCUCUGUUAAUUCAUUCCCCUCUGCAUAGGAAUCCUGCAAAUUUCAAGUAAUAAAACUAAUUAAGCAAAAGAUGCAUAAUUCUCAAUAAAAUCAAAUAAAAAAAGUACUAAUUAAUUAAUCAGUCAAUUAUAUUGACAAUUAGAGAGUACAAACAGCAAAAUUAAUUAGUAUACUAAUUAACAACAUCCUAACAUACUAAAUCGAAAAUCUUAAAUCCAAACUUUCAGUUGGAUCAAAGUAGACUUUUAAAACCCUAUUGGUCUUUUUUUGUUGAAAUGUAUGAGUAAGUACCUAUUGUACUCUUUUUUUUAAUAAAAUAUUUGGAUUCAUCAAAAAAAAAAAAAAAAUCAAAUUUUCAGUUCAUUUAUAUCAAAUUUAGGAACAAAGUCAGAAGGAGAAAUGGAUUACGUAUUGCAGUCGAUGUUGGGGUCGAUGGGCACCGGAGUUUUAACACUACACUUUGGAGCCAACUCCUUAGCUCUUUCUGGGUUGACCCCAAAGCUAGGGGCAGCACCCUUCAAACAAUUACAAAGGUCCCGACGAUCUUGGGUUGUAGAAGCUUCAUCAUUCAGUUUAGACACGCCUUCGCAGCAAAAAGCACUUGGGGAUGGCGAAACACCCGUUAAGAAGGGCACGCAAGGCGUCAAUGUGAUUAUGGCUUCCGGACAUGAUAUGGUAGCAUGCACGCAGCGGCUGCCCACCAUGGCCUAAAUGAUUCCGAGCCCAAGAAUCCAUAAAAACCAAGACCCACAAUCCAUCAUUUUUCUCUCCAUUUUUCUUCUCUCAGACUAUUGCUAUACGCUAGAAAUUACUAUCACAAGAGGUAUAGAAUUUGCUUCUGUGGAGCCAUUGGGUUUGCCUUGAAAACAAUUUAUAGGGAUUUCCAUUAAAGCUAGUCAAUGAUUCAUUAAUAUUUACAGCUGUAACCUUCCAUUUCUUGAUAUGUACAUACCAUAAUUUGAUAUGGUAACUUUAAUUGAAAAAUAUAAAGUGAAUGACUUCAA